This is a messenger RNA of Brachypodium distachyon (stiff brome), 2954 nucleotides long. Its product is annotated as probable E3 ubiquitin-protein ligase RHG1A. The record is from RefSeq and is a predicted model, not a curated record. NCBI's taxonomy places the organism in Eukaryota, Viridiplantae, Streptophyta, Magnoliopsida, Poales, Poaceae. Gene Ontology annotation, molecular function: ubiquitin protein ligase activity. The transcript is spliced from 5 exons. Bases 1677 to 2717 code for a protein of 346 amino acids.
GUGAUGGUGUGUGUAUUUCUAGUAUUUGUUUGUAGUAAUUUGGAAGUAAUAAAAAAGGAGCGUGACAAGGGAGAGGGAGGCGCCUUCUCCUUCUCCGCCCCCAACGCUCUCUUCCUUCCUUUCCCCGUUACAAAUGCUCUCUUCUCUCGUCUCGCCUUCUUCCCCCACCCACGGUUUGAACCACAACAACGCGGUCGCCUCCACUGCUGCUGCUCCGGCCGCCAGCCUUCCCGGAGGACACCUUUCCAGCAGCCGAUCCGCGCUCCGGAUCCACCGCCCCGCCAGCUCCCUUCGCUUCCUCUCUUGAUUUCGGACGAUUCUGCUACUUCCCGUUAGUUCUUUCUGUGAUGCGAUUCGCCCCUACGGGCUGCGGCACCGUUUGAGUUCGCCGACACCGUUUCUGGUAGCUUGCAAUAAUCCGUGUUUAGAUGCUCCUGCUGGCGGUUGUUGAUUUUUCUUGCUGUACGAGUUGGCCUAUGUGCGAUUAUCUGAGCAACGACGGAGCGCCGUGGAGACGGCGGGCAGGGGAGAAGAGCUGAGUUGGUGUGCAUUAUUUUACUACUUUCUCAGGGACCGUGCCGCGUAAUGUCCCAGCUGACCGUUUGUAAUUGGACCCGCCUCGGAUAUGCCGUAUCUGUUGGGCUCUCUUGCAUUUGCGCCCGUAUCUUUUUAGUAUUCAUUAAAGAUAGACAGAGCUAGCUAGCUAGAUAGAGCUGGGCAGGCUGCUGCCUUGUGGGGUCAUUUAUAUGCGCAGAUCAUCCCCAUCUGCUAAUUGAUUGGGGAUUAUUAUUUUUGUUCCCUAAAAGCAUUUUUAUCAUGCUGGUUGCCAAUCAACUGUAAAAAUCACGUAUUUUUAAUCUUCGCAAGAGUCUGAUUCGGCAACCAGUGUCACCAAUUUUGGACUCUGCUAGUACAGGCCAAGUUUUUUCUAAAAUACAGUAGAGGCCAAGAUUGCAAGCGGCUUUAUUUCGCUUGCGGUAGUACCGAUGCACGAUCAUUGGACUAAUAAGAUAUUGAUGACAUUGCAUUGGUUUUGUGCGCCCCAAUUGCUGAUUUAUCGACUUGAUUGAAAUUACACCUAUUGGUGGUUCGUGUUAUGAAAAUCCUGGAGGAACCGUGUGAUCCAUGAUAUGCCAAUAUUACUGAUAGGCCAUUUUUAGGCUGUGGAAAGUCCAGGCCAGCAAAAGUGUUGAUUGAAUGGAUCCGCAUUAACACCCACUCCUGCUUUCAUUUUGGUAAUUGGAUUGAUCAUUAGGUGGAGCCAAGCUUAAAAAAUGAAGCACUUAAUCCAAAGGCCCUUCUAGCUUUGGGGAAAAAAGGUGACAAUUUAUAUAGGACUGGGUGCAAGGGAGGGGGGCUUUAAAACUAAGCAAACCUCUUGUUAUUGGGCUCUCGUGAGCGGAUUACCUAUUGUCAUAUUCCAACAAAGAGGAGGCAGCAGUCUUGUCUGUCGUCUCUAAUUUGCGUGCCUGGGACAAACUAGAUUGGUUGCUACUGAAGUAAUGAGGUAGAUUUACCAUUGAGCACAAGGACACCAUAAACUUUCACUAAAGAAAUAAGGUGGAUUAGUAGCAAUGUCUUGUACCUGAGUUGCAAUAAUUGGAUCACUCAGAUCCGAAGAAUGCUUUGCUGAGGUGAGUUCCCAUGUUGCGCUACUGGACAGCAGAAGGGUUGCAAUGAAGCGAAAAGCUCAUCUUGUGAAUGGGAUGAAUUCUGCUGAGUAUCACAUGGGAAGCUCAAGCUCUUCCAAUACUCGGUUCUCUAAUUCUGUGCAGCAAAAUCCUACUGCACUUAGUGAGCCCUCACAUCCUCAAAUGCCUUUAAGCAUUGGUCCUAGCAACUGGAAUGGCCAAAGCUUAGUUAAUCAAGAAGCGCCUCGGAGGAAUGUCAGAGCACGCCACAACCCUGAACCUAGGCCUGCUUCAACUUCCACCGCAAUCAACAAUAAUCUGCCGACAUUCGGUUCAACUGGAAGUGCUUUCACAAGUACAUCAGCUGGAAGGAAUCAAGCACCCUUUUCUCUGCCAACAAGGACAUUACCUUCAGGUGCCUCUGGGGUCACUGGCACGGUCUCGUCGUCGAGGCUGUAUCAUCCUGCUAUGCAUAGCAACAGCUCAAUUGUUGCUGCUGCCACUACUGUCCAAGGUUCUUCAGGUGGUGCGAUAUUUGCCAAUGCUGGCUAUGCCCAUCCAUCUUCUGCAGCUUCGUCUAGCUCUAGAGCAAUAUCCCAUGCAGCAGUCAUUCCGAGCUAUCAUCCUACUACCUCUUCAUCGGUGAGGAUCAAUCAGCCAUCUCCUAUUGGCACUGCUGCAUCUUCUACACAUGCAAGACAUGUAUCCAUGGGGCAUGCUAACAGUGGAAGGAACCAAAGAGCAACGAACUCAAUGUAUGGUAUUAAUCCUUCGAUGGCUGAGACACAGUUGGCUCUCUACCAAUCAAGGCAACCACCACCUGUUGACCCCCACAGGGACUUGAGACUGAACAUCGAUGAGAUGAGUUACGAGGACCUGUUGGCUUUAGAGGAAUCCAUUGGUAACGUCAAAACCGGCCUUGAGGAUGAAAAGAUUUCAAGCUGUGUGAAAAAAGUGGUCUGUUGCUGUUCUGAUCAGACACAAGACGACGACUGCCUGGAGGUGUACAAAGACAAGGAUGUGCUGGCAGUACUGAAGUUCAGGCAUGACUUCCAUGCUGACUGCAUCGAGAAGUGGCUGCAGUAAAAGAACGCCUGCCCGGUGUGCAAAUUGGCCGCGGCUUAAUUAUGUGGCUGCAGGAGAAGCGAAUAACAUUAUGUUUCUCUCUAUUUAUUCUAGAUUCAGACUCAAUCAUGUCGUCUUAGCCAUGCUAAUAAGUGCGCUAAGUUGGAUUAAUUAGUUUGUGUGCUUGAAGUAGCUGUGUUUUGUCUUGCUGUAAAAAAUUUCAGCAAUCAAUUUCAAAGGAAAUCCUCUAGCCAACCA